Messenger RNA from Doryrhamphus excisus (bluestripe pipefish), 5958 nucleotides. It is a transcript of the gene yeats2, whose product is annotated as YEATS domain containing 2. NCBI's taxonomy places the organism in Eukaryota, Metazoa, Chordata, Actinopteri, Syngnathiformes, Syngnathidae. The record is from RefSeq and is a predicted model, not a curated record. Gene Ontology annotation, biological process: regulation of DNA-templated transcription.
CUUCCUUGCCCACAUCGAGAUUUAGCAAUUUAACCAAACACGAGUGUGAGACAUGCAAAGUGUAUCACUCAAGCGGAUCCGAUGCCACUGAAAUAUAACUAGAGCACCACAAAGGGACGCAUCUUCACACGACAGGGCUUUUCCUCGAGAAAAAAAAACAUGUCGGGGGUUAAAAGGAAAAUAGAGGACGGCGAUCCUGACUAUGAAGAUGUUUCAUUAAUACAAAAUAGUAAGCGAAACAAAGCAGCAGAAUUAAGUGCCCGACAUGCAACAGUACAGAAGAUAGAAGCCAUCAUCACUGAGCAGUUCUCUUUGGAGAUAAAGAACAAAGAACAUGAGAUAGAUAUUAUCAGUCAGCGACUCAAUGAAGCCAGAAGGAUGAUGGACAAAUUGCGAGCAUGCAUUGUGGCCAAUUACUAUGCAAAUACUGGGCAGACAAAACUCCAGGAGCCCUCCAAGAGUGACCCUGCCGUGUUGAACCAUCCAGCUAUCCGCCGAUUUCUCGAGUCGCCGUCGCGUUCCUCCUCCCCUCUCAACCAGGGCUCGGAGACGCCUUCCCUAGCCCAGUCUGAGUCCGAGUCCCUGUCGCAACAUGGAGAUGGCACUGACAAAGAUGCUGAAGCGUCAUGGCGGGAGGAGAGCAGCAGUAGGCAGGAGCGAAGACCUGGACGCAACACUGGCAAGGACACAUUUGGUGUUCCUGUGGCCAUGGGAAGUGAUCAGAGGGUGACCUACCACACCACAGGAGACGAGGCAUCCCGACUCUAUGCAAAAAAGACAAUCGUUGUGGGCAAUGUGUCUAAGUACAUCCCUCCAGAUAAGCGUGAAGAGAACGACCAGUCAACUCAUAAGUGGAUGGUGUAUGUCAGAGGUUCCCGAAAGGAGCCCACUAUUGACCACUUUGUCAAGAAAGUCUGGUUCUUCCUGCACCCCAGCUACAAACCUAACGACCUGGUCGAAGUCAGUGAGCCUCCCUUUCAUUUAACUCGACGCGGGUGGGGUGAGUUUCCUGUAAGGAUCCAGAUUCAUUUCAAAGACCCUCGCAACAAACGUAUUGACAUCAUCCAUCAGCUGAAGCUUGACAGAACAUACACUGGGCUGCAAACACUGGGGGCUGAGACUGUGGUGGACGUAGAACUCCAUCGGAAUUCUCUUUGCGAGGAUUACGUCUUGCAGGCAUCCUCCUCCAAAGUGACCCAGAGAGCAAACAGCCCAAUGGCGGUCAUGUCAGCACCUCAGACAUGUGGACGCUCCAGUUCACCAAGCUUGUAUAAUUCCAAUUCAGAGAAAGGUUUAGUCAAAGCAGAGAGGUCUGUAGGAUGUCAUAGUGCAGGCCUCGCUGCAGGGGAACGCACACCGACGCGACCUAAAGCGAGUGACAGGAUCACUCUGGGUUCCCAUGGCAACUCUGCCUUCCAGCCCAUUACAGGAAGCUGCAAAAUUGUUCCUCAAGGGCAGCCACCAAGCCCUACUGAGUCUCCUGGGAAGUCGUUCCAACCUAUAACAAUGAGCUGCAAAAUUGUCUCAGGUUCUCCCAUCUCCACGCCAAGCCACUCACCGCUGCCUCGCACACCUACCACAUCCACGCCUGUCCACAGCAAACAGAGCUCAUCUACGGUGCUCAACAACCCUUAUGUCAUCGUCGACAAGCCGGGCCAAGUAACUGGCGUGGCGUCCUCGUCUGCCGCCUCCGCAGGAAGCCCCUCGGCCAAACAGUCAGCUGCUCAGGGAAGUCGCUCACCAGCCCCUAAGAUUCACACGGGUAGCUUCCUCUCAUCAGGAAUGAAAGUUAUCAUCAAGCAAGAACCAGGAGAAGUUUCAACACAGCAGCAGCAACAGAUUGCUUCUACAGUAACCACCCAACAGCAACCAGCUGCUACAGCAGCACAUCAACUUGUCCCAGUCAAAGGAGGUCACGUGAUUUCUAUGUCGGCCCAGAAACAGCCAGGCGGAGCUGCAGGGGCGACAAGUAGCAAGAUGUUAGGCAUUCCAGUUAGUUCGACGCUCCAGUCUGCAGUGAAACAAGUGGCCAUCAGCAGCGGGCAAAUUUUGGUCGCCAAGGGCAACCCCUCUGUCUCCAAGGUGGUGGGUGGGAAGCAGGUUUUGGCUCAGGGAGUGACAAAAGCCAUUGUCAGUGGAGCCAGUAGCAUCUCUGGUCAGCAGGCUGCAGCCAAGGCAAGCGGUGGUUUGAGUGGCAAGACUGGAGUGAUGGCUACACUUCAGCUCCCUGCAAACAACCUGGCUAAUCUGGCCAAUUUGCCUCCGGGCACCAAGCUCUACUUGACCACCAACAGCAAAAACCCCUCAGGAAAGGGCAAGCUGCUGCUCAUCCCACAGGGAGCCAUCCUCAGAGCCUCUAGUGCAGGUCAACAGUCUCAAAGCAGCUCGUCAGCGGGUGCUGGGGGCUCUCAGACAUCCUCUUCUUCAUCAUCUGGCAGUUUGCCUUCCAACCUGUCCUACACAUCCUACAUCCUUAAACAGACUCCACAGGGCACAUUUCUUGUGGGCCAGCCAUCACAGGGCUCGGGAAAACAGGGGAGCUCUGGUGUGGCAGCACAUGCCACGUCAUCUCCAGCGACUGCUCCACAGCAGGCCAUCAGAGUCACAGCGGGGCAGAAGGCGGCCAUUUUGGCUCAGGUGGGGGGCGGCUCCCAGAGUGCACAAAUGAAGUUGUCUGAUGGCUCUGUUAAGACGGUGACAGCGGCGGGCCACUUGUCUAAGCCGGGUAUGACCACAUUGAGGAUGACAGGCGGAGUCAUCACGGCUGCUAGCUCCACCUCCAGCUCUGUCAGCUCUGCAGCUGCCAUCCAGCAACAACAGGCUGUUGAUGGUGGAAAGUCUGCAUCCCAGCACCACUCUGUGCUCGUUGCAGCCAAUCAAGCGGCAGUGAUCAGUGCUGCAAAGAGUGCCAGCGCCGCCGGAGGAGCAAGCGGCGCCGCCGCCAUGUCAAAGACCGCUGUUGCCACCUUGGUCAAAGGUGCUGCUACCUCUUCAGCCAAAAGUGUUGUCGGUUCACCGGGUGCUGCGGUAACGGUCGCCAAAGGCCUCACCACCAUGCCUGUGGUCAGCAUGGCCAAGGGUGCAAGUGUGGGCUCUGUGGUCAGUGUCUCCAAAAGCAGUAGUACGUCGCUAGUCAGUGGCAUAGCAGCAGGAGGAAAGACCGGUGCAACUCUAUCAGGAAUGCUAAAAAUCCACUCUGGAGGUUCCAACUCACAGCAGACAGUCUUGACCAUCCCUGCUAACCAGCUCAAGCAGCUUGGUGUGGCCAGUGGCUCUGGUGGGCUGCAGACCCUACUCAUGCCUGUGGGCAAAGUGGUGUCUAAAGGCUCCUGUUGUCAUUCCUUACCCACCACCACCCCCCCUGGAGCAGCGGGAGUCUCCCCAAGUCCUUUCAGCCACGCCUCCCCCUCCCUUGCCCUGCCUCUGGCACAAGUGAAGACAGAGCCGUGUGCCGGCACAGCCGUCACAGCUGGUCCCUCGCCCCCAGCAAGCACCCCCCUCCACAUUACCUCUGCAGCCACCAUGGUCAAGCAGGAACAAGGCGCCGAUCAUUCUACGCAUGACCUCAUCAACACGGAGCACAUAGAGACCAUGAUGCAGCUGCUGACAGCUGUGGUGAAGAAGUUCCCCCUCAUUGUGCCGGAUAAGUCUGAGGACUCCCAUCCAUUCUGUGCCUCCUCAACAGAACAGUAUUAUUCCUGGAAUAUUGGAAAACGCAGGGCAUCCGAGCUUCAGCGAGCGGUGGCGGUCAAGCGGGCCAUCCAGAACAUGUUGGAUCACUCGCCUCGUCUCCAGGCUCUGACACCCCCAAAGACCAGAGAGGUGGUGCAGUGGUGUCGGCAGAGGGGCUACACCCCGCCUGACCCCGAACCACAACGCAGGAAUGACAACGAGUCCAUCGAGGACAUCCUCACCCAGAUUGACAGUGAGCCUGAGUGCCCCUCCACCCUCAGUAGCUGUGAAGAGCUGAUGCUGCGGCUGGAGCAGAUGCAAGCUCUGCUCAAGACAGAACCGGAGGAUGCAGACGACGAAAUAGUGGAUAUUGUCACUGUGAUGCCACCGUGCCAGAAACUAAAAGUUAAGGAGGAGGAGCAAGAGGCCGAUACGGAGCCCAAGUUCUUCCUUGAACCUUGUGUGUCGGCCCAGUUUGUCAGUGAAGCAACGCAGCAGAUUGGGAUAACCUUCCAGCCAGUGGAGGUGGAGAAGAACGUUUUUGCUCCGGUGAUUGAAGCCAUGAUUCUGAAGGCAACAGAGCAGUUGGCCAGUGACAUCCUGAGAGAAGCUCUCGCCGGAGCCUUCGCCAAAUCCCCUCAGAACAGGGCUCCAAGGGAGAUCACAGCCAUGAACAUCCACCAAGCCAUAUGUAGCAUCCCCACCUGUGACUUCCUCACCAACUCACACAUGGGCUGCCUGGCCAAGGACAACUGAUGAAACUGAAGAAAUUCCACAUUCCCACCAGAAGGUCAUGAACUUGCUCACUGAAGGACUGCUGAUCCUAGUACUGUUUGGACUGUGGCACUCUUGCUUACCUCAUCACCUUAUUACCGGUAAUUUUUUUUUUUUUUUACAUUGAAGUGUUUCCUGUCACACAGCCUGCUAGUUCAUUACCAUAAACUGACAACACACUAUUCUUAUUAUUCAUCGUUCCGCCCCCUUGGCUACUACUGGGAUGCCGUUGUGAUGGUAACCACGGCUCUGCCAUCAUCAUCAGCAUCCUGUGUGAUACCCUGUGGGGGUAAUUAUCACCAUGCAAUCGUUGCAGGUUUUUAUUCAUGUGCUGCGUUCCAAACUGUUUUAUUAUUCUGAUGGCAUAAAACCAGUCAGCUAAAGGUUAAUAAUAUAAUAACAGAUAUUUUUAUGACUGUUUGCAUUCUUGUCACCAGUCUCAGUAUUUAUAUUAGUCAUGUUGUCAUGUACACACUGUAUAUGAGCAAUGCGAAAUAGAUGCCGUUAUAUUUUUUAUCCAGGAUCAUAAUGUAUGUUGACAGCAGUGUGUGUGUGUGUCUGUGUAGUGGACCGAUACUGUAUUGUAAGUAUGUUUUUACUGCACAAGUGUUGGUCUGAAGUGAAUGUUGAAGCCAAAUUAGUGUAUAGACAAUACCCCCGAUGAUGUAUUUUCAUGUUUCAGUGAAAAAACCCCAAAAUAAUCGAUAUUCUUGUAAUAAACAACACUAAAAAGUAUCAAUCAAGUCCUGUUAAAUUCUGUCAUGCUUAAAUGCACCUUGUUUUGGUGCCAAUGCGUCUAGUUUGGGAAGCUGCCAGGAAUUCUGGGCGCCAUUGGAGGGGAAAAAAAAUAAAGUUUAGGCCGCUGUACCGUCUGUCAAGGGCCCUUUGGAAUUGUCCAAACCACAACAACUCUCGCCCAACCACAACACACACACACACACACACACAUUUGUCGCCCCUGCGUUAAAUGACAAAAAUAUAUUGUGUGAAUGUGGUGUCCCAAAAUUGAGGAUAUGGUUGUGCUAAUAUUAGCAUGUAGGAAUGGAAUUUUAAUUAAUGCAGAAUUGCUGCUAGCUAGACUGCUAUAAAUUCAUAAUUUCACAACAGUAAGCUUCUGAGACUUGUUUUGUCUUUUAAAAAUGGGUCAUACAGAACAGUCUCCACCAAAAGUGGCAGUAAAAUAAAAAUGCACUUUUAAGCGGUGUUUUAUUUACCUUCAUACAGUGUUCAUAUUUUUAGUAUGUAAAAAGAAACAGGAAAACCACUAAGACCUAAAACCUUUAUUCAUUAUUCCAUUUAAUAUUUUCCUCUAACUAUAUACACAAAAUAACACUUUCAAAAUAACCAAAUACAAUUGUAUUAAAUUCAAUAACUUAAUUUUAUUGCUAAAACCCAAGCAAGUUCCAUUUCAAGCAACAUUAUGAGAUAAUUGAAUUAAGAGGAAAUAAAUGAAAAGACAGUUUCUUGUGUUGUGCAGCAUAAUUAGCUAUUCAAUGACAUGCAUAUUCAAUU